Messenger RNA from Populus trichocarpa (black cottonwood), 801 nucleotides. RefSeq names its product glutaredoxin-C9. The coding region runs from base 116 to 574 and encodes 152 amino acids. The transcript has a single exon. Lineage: Eukaryota; Viridiplantae; Streptophyta; Magnoliopsida; Malpighiales; Salicaceae. The record is from RefSeq and is a predicted model, not a curated record.
AAAAUGCCUCCUCCUUCCCUCUCUCUUUCGACGCAUUACAAAACAAAAUAAUACACCCUCUCAUAAUUCCAAUCUCUUAACAUUGUCACCCUCACACCAUUAAUUAAAAAUCCUAAUGCAAGAAGCAAUCCCAUUUAGAGCCUACUCUCCGGCCACCACUUCCGGCAACCGGAGACUCCCGGCACGCGAUCAUGGUGGUGCUAAUACCAGCAGUGGACAUGUGCUAGUGGUGACCAAUGGACAUGAAAAUCAUGUCCAGAAAUUGGUGUUAGAGAAUUCUGUCAUAGUAUUUGGCAAACGUGGGUGCUGCAUGUGUCAUGUUGUGAAGAGGUUGUUGCUAGGGCUAGGUGUUAAUCCACCGGUCUUCGAAGUGGAAGAGAAGGAGGAAGAUGAUGUGAUUAAGGAGUUGUCAAUGAUUGAUAGUGAUAGAGGAGGGGAGGGUGUUGAUCAAGUGCAGUUUCCGGUGGUUUUUGUCGGGGGGAAAUUGUUUGGUGGAUUGGAAAGAGUCAUGGCUACUCAUAUUACUGGUGAGUUGGUGCCUAUCUUGAAAGAUGCUGGAGCUUUGUGGCUAUGAUCUCAAUAUUUUUUCCCUUUCUUUCCUUCACUAUCUCUGAUGAUUUUAAUGUACCAUGUUUUACUUAAGGUUCUUUAAUUCUCUCAAGAAAAUUUUGAGGUAGGGCUACAGGGCACCUUAUUUUCCUCUGUCUAUCUGUCUUUAGUUUAAUUUGUCCGUUCAUGGAAAUUAUGUCAAAGAAAUAGCGAAAAGUAGACCUUGUAAAUCAUAAUCUUACUUUUGAUCUU